Messenger RNA from Mesorhabditis spiculigera, 285 nucleotides. Lineage: Eukaryota; Metazoa; Nematoda; Chromadorea; Rhabditida; Rhabditidae. The record is from the annotation of a GenBank genome assembly.
AUGCCGUUCGCCCUCCUCACCGCCAACUACAAUACCCGCAACGGCGAAUACGAUAAUAUUUAUUUGGACGAUCCUACGGGUUUAAUCACCGCUCAACUUUCUCCUAACGACUUCAAGGCCAAGAAGGAUCCAUUGUCACCCCAAAAGCUGUGCAUUUCGCCGAUGCGGGUGCUGAACAUUGCCGAGGAGUGUGGAUUUGAGCUAAAAGCCAGUCCGUCCCGUCUGAUGGAAUACCACAUUUCGACAUGCUACAGCUGGCAUCUGCAUAAACCGGCUGGAAAGGCC